Molecule: messenger RNA, 1257 nt
Organism: Orycteropus afer afer
Lineage: Eukaryota; Metazoa; Chordata; Mammalia; Tubulidentata; Orycteropodidae
Source: RefSeq, a predicted model, not a curated record
AUGGAGGACGUGGCCGUGGUCUUCACCCAGGAAGAGUGGGCGCUGCUGGAUUUUGCUCAGAGGAAACUCUACAGAGACGUCAUGAUGGAAACCUCCAGGAACCUGGCCUCAUAUGAAUGUAAGGAAUGUGGAAAAGCCUUUAGUCAGUCAUCACACCUCACUAACCAUAUAAGAACUCACAGUGGAGAGAGGCCUUUCAGAUGUAAGGAGUGUGGGAAAACCUUCAGUCAGUCAUCACACCUUACUAACCAUGUAAGAACGCACAAUGGGCAGAGGCCUUAUGAAUGUAAGGAAUGUGGGAAAACCUUUAGUCACGCCUCAUCCCUCACUGCACAUAUAAGAACUCACAGUGGAGAGAGGCCUUAUGAAUGUAAGGAGUGUGGGAAAUUUUUUAGUGAGGCCUCAUCCCUCACUAAGCACAUAAGAACUCAUAGUGGAGAGCGGCCUUAUGAAUGUAAGCAAUGUGGGAAAGUCUUCAGUUACUCCUCAGCUCUCACCAUGCAUAAGAGAACUCACAGUGGAGAGAAACCUUACGAAUGUAAGGAAUGUGGGAAAGCCUUUAGUCGUUCCUAUUAUCUCUCUGAACACAUAAGAACUCACAGUGGAGAGAAACCUUUUAAAUGUAAUGAAUGUGGGAAAGCCUUUAGUUGUUCCUCAGCCCUCACUACACAUUUAAGAAGUCACAGUGGAGAGAGGCCUUAUGAGUGCAAGGAAUGUGGGAAAGCCUUUAGUCAGGCCUCAGACCUCAGAAGACAUGUAAGAACUCACAAUGGAGAGCGGCCUUAUGAAUGUAAGGAAUGUGGGAAAACCUUUAAUCGUUCCUCAUCCCUCACCACACACAUAAGGACACACAGUGGAGAGCGACCUUAUGAAUGUAAGAAAUGUGGGAAAGCUUUCAGUCAGGCCUCAGCUCUCACAACACAUAUGAGAACUCACAGUGGAGAGAGACCAUAUGUGUGUAAGGAAUGCGGAAAAGCUUUCAGGUGUUCCUCAUUCCUCACAACACAUAUGCGAACUCACAGUGGAGAGAUGUGCCCCGCGGGCUCCGGUCCUGGCUCCGAAGCGCUGCCCUCGCUCUCCGCGCCCUCUCGGUAUCUCCGCCUCCCGGAGCCUCAGGGCCACCUUUUGCCUGGGUGCCGCCGCCGCCGCUUCCUGCGCCAUCCCGGCUGGGCGGCCAAAGCCGCUUUCCGGACGCGGAGCGGAGAGGGCGGGCCUGCGUCUCUCAGCGCGGGGCAGGUAACAUCGCGAGACUCCUAG